CGCUGAACCACGUAUAGCGACGCAAUGGAGGCAUCCCGGAAGGCUCAGUUGUUUCCCAAGGCACAAAUACACAUCGUAUGGCUGCUUCUAGUUUAUGUGUCGCUCGCUGUCGCUGAUAUAAUGACAGAUAAGACUCAGCUGCCGAGCAGAGAGAGAGCUCUAAGAGGAAGGGAGGAGAAAAUUAUCGUGGCAGACAAGCAUGCAGUCAGUGGGAAUCCCACUGUGGAGCCUUUUCCAGAAGGCAUGGAGACCAUCAUGUUUGGAAUGGGCUGUUUCUGGGGAGCUGAGAGACUUUUCUGGCGGCUUCCAGGAGUCUUCUCCACACAGGUGGGCUACGCUGGCGGUUUUACACCCAACCCCACUUACCAUGAGGUCUGCUCAGGUCUGACAGGCCACACCGAAGUGGUGAGGAUUGUCUUCUCUCCUCAAGAGAUCCGCCUUGAAGAGCUGCUCAAACGCUUUUGGGAGAACCACGAUCCCACACAAGGUAUGAAGCAGCACAAUGACCAGGGCACUCAAUAUCGCUCAGCUAUUUACACAUCCAACCCAGCUCAACAGGAAGCUGCAUUGAAGAGUAAAGCAGCCUUCCAGCAGGAGCUGGAUAAGAAAGGCUACGGUCCCAUCACAACCGAGAUUCUGGAGGGGCAGCAGUUUUAUUACGCCGAAGAUUAUCACCAGCAGUACCUGAAGAAGGUACCCAAAGGCUACUGUGGCUUAAAGGGCACAGGGGUCUCUUGUUGCAUCGCAGCCAACAAGGAUGAGCUAUGAGGGAUGCGUGGGAGUUCAUGAAGGCAGCCGUGUUCUUCAAAGUCUGAUGAAUCUUCCUUCCGUAGUCAAACCGGGGUUUUGAUUUGUCUUUUCGGUACAUCUUCAAAACGUUCUCUGUUUUUGGUCACUUCUAAAUUAUGUGAAAUAAUUAAACAUAUACCUGGAAACUCAUUUCUAUCUUCUUGUAAGCUUCUCCUGCUGUGAGCAUUAUUUAUUUUAAUAUUUUGAGAACUGGGCAGCUGCUUAAAGGGGUUUGUGGCAACUGAUUGAGGAGUCAAGAAUGCUAAAGCUUUGAAAUGGUAUUUUUGUAACAACUGUGAAAAGCCAUAGCAGUAAGAAGCAAUAGUAAUUCAAUUUUCAUACAGAUAUUUAUUAAAGUAAUCUAAGCCUUAAAUUUUCUUUUGGUGUUUUUCUUUUGAUCAUUCCGAAAAUAUGCAAAACAAAGAUAAAUUUCUUGCUUAAAUGGUUUAAAUUAAUGUCUGUGUUUUAACUUUAUGACUAAAUGUUCAGCUCUUUGACAGUUUACAGAAGAUAUAACUUUUUAUUUAGCUUUUUACUAAUGUAAGUAUAUAUGCAUUUAACUUUAGAGAAAGUGCUCUUAUUAAGCAAAAGCAAAACUUGAGAUAUGUAAAUCAUGUUUAACUUUAUACAAUAUAUACACUGCCUGGCGAAAAACAAAACGUCACCACCUGGAUUUAACUAAGCAGAUAGGUACGAUUCUCAUAUUGGAUGAUUACUGCAUGGGGGGUUAUCUUUCAGCUAGCAAUAAGUUUUUUAACCCCAACAAUGCAAUGAGUAGCUACACAUUUCUUAAGCAUCCAUGUCAAAAGACACAUCCCAUGGUCGAGGAGAAGAUGUGAGUCUGUUUAAGAAGGGUCAAAUCACUGGGAUCAAGCAGAGAAAACAUCUAAGGAGAU
Molecule: messenger RNA, 1685 nt
Organism: Melanotaenia boesemani (Boeseman's rainbowfish)
Lineage: Eukaryota; Metazoa; Chordata; Actinopteri; Atheriniformes; Melanotaeniidae
Gene: msrab
Product: peptide methionine sulfoxide reductase MsrA
Exons: 7
Coding region: 25-768 (247 amino acids)
Biological process (GO): cellular response to oxidative stress
Cellular component (GO): cytoplasm
Molecular function (GO): peptide-methionine (S)-S-oxide reductase activity
Source: RefSeq, a predicted model, not a curated record